Molecule: messenger RNA, 264 nt
Organism: Ilex paraguariensis (yerba mate)
Lineage: Eukaryota; Viridiplantae; Streptophyta; Magnoliopsida; Aquifoliales; Aquifoliaceae
Source: the annotation of a GenBank genome assembly
AUGCUUGGAGCAGAGAAAGUGAGAGAACAUAUGUUGACCUCACCGGAGUCUUCAGAGCUGCCUGAAGAUGUUGCUGAAUCUGCUAGUCUAGGGUUGAAAGAGGGGAAUCAUGGGAGUCUCGGCCUCUGGAGCUGCCUCAUGAUGCUGGUCUACGUGAGAGAGAGGGGAGAGCUCUGCCUAAUGACGCUCGGCCCAGGUACCCAAACAAAUGAUCCAGCCCCUGAAUUUUCCGGACUGGACCAGCCGGGAGGCUCAAUCAUUUGA